This is a messenger RNA of Orbicella faveolata, 4347 nucleotides long. RefSeq lists its product as uncharacterized. Gene Ontology annotation, biological process: peptidyl-proline hydroxylation to 4-hydroxy-L-proline. Gene Ontology annotation, molecular function: procollagen-proline 4-dioxygenase activity; calcium ion binding. Gene Ontology annotation, cellular component: endoplasmic reticulum. The record is from RefSeq and is a predicted model, not a curated record. Lineage: Eukaryota; Metazoa; Cnidaria; Anthozoa; Scleractinia; Merulinidae.
UUUCACUGAAAAAAUGAAACUUGAGUCAAUGGGACUGCAAAAUCACAAACAAAAUCUGGAAAGGGACUGGGAUUUGGAUAAAAUUUACGCUGAGAAAUUGGAUAAAUAACCCCCCUCUCCUUCCAUGGCCAGGACCCUCUAAGAUGGCUUUCGUAAUUGAUGCAAACUCUUGCUUUAAAAUAUCGAUUUUCCGGCGAUACCGUUGUCUUCAAUCGUAAUAACUCCUCAAACUUCCUCUUGGUAAAUUUUCCAGGACAACGAGAAUUUCGUAAAUCAAUUGGACGCGCACCUGCUCUUGACGGGGUACACUUCCCACAGAGUAAAUUGAGCUCAGUCACGGUAUUUUGAGUUGCUUUGACCACGUACAAAAUUACCUUUACAUUGAAGGAAACCUGAAAAUAGCAGUUUAGUAAAAUAGAAAAACACCAAAGAGAUAAUACUAAUAAAACGUAAAGGAAUAAGAAUGGUUAAGGAUGGGGAAGAUUAACACGGAUUAUAAACGACAAACUUGAAAAAUUUGGGCUAAGCGUUUCAAGAUGGGCAAAUCGUAUGACUUUUAUACCAGUUCAAAAUACUCCAAGCAUUAUUCCAAUUAAGAUCAUUUUCGACGCGUUUUGCUCAUUGCUUACUUUAUGGAACUUUGAAGGAAAUUUUCCUGUCGUUUAAUGACCACCAACAAUUUAACGACUUAACGUUUAACCGAGAACUGAAAUGCAGACCCAGUUUAUAUUGACAGAGGGUCUCGUAAGGCCAGACCCCGCGAAAAUACUGUAUGGAUUUUAAAAUAAACUGAACAAUUAAAAACUAUGAGGACAUUAAACAGAUGUCACAAAGUACCCGCUACAUUUUGCAGAGCACAGAUUUACUUAACGCGUUUGUCUUUGUUUAUAACGCUGGUACCUUUUGGUACCCGCUUGGUUCAUUUAAACUGACCAAUCAGAAGCAUCGGAAGUAAUAUACACUCGCACAUGGCUGCGUUGGAGUAAAACAAUCUGUAGUUCAUAAAUGAAAAGCAAAUCAGCCGUGAUAUUUUGGAUCAUUAAUUUAUGAAGAACUUUCUGAUCGAGGUUCCGUAACUUAGACGCCGGGCAUAUAAACAUAGGUUUCAUCGACCUUAUGGCGGAUAGAAGGUCUUUGAAUUUUCUUUGCUGCUUGUUAUGUAUUUUGAUUAGUAUGAAGAGCUUGGGAGUUCACGCUACCGACAAGUCACUGCGACAUGGCACGUGUGGAAUCGAAGAAGGCGAAGAUGGCGUCUGUAACAGUGGAGAUGAAAAUAUGUAUCUCGAAAACGUCGAUAUUUCGGAUUUAAAAGACACUGGAGCCAGCAUACAAAAUAAGGAAGUCGAGAGUUUUUCAGAACAUUCGCCAGUAGAGAAAACAAGAAGUGAAGAUGGUAAUAGUUUAUUUGACAGUAAAGAUGAAAAUAUGUACCCUGAAAACGUCGUCAUUUCGAAUUUAAAAGACGCUGGAGCCAGCUUACAAAAUAAGGAUUAUGUCGAGAUUCCUUCAGAAGUUUCCCUAGGGGAGAAACCAAGUAGUGAAGAUGACAAUAGUUUAUCAGAAGUAGGAGAUAAACAAAUACACGUUAUAGACAAUUCAACCAAUGAAUGGCUAGGACUUCAGAUUCCGGUAGUUGAUGGGGUUAGGGUUGGUCAUGUUCAGGAAAUAGAGAUUCUUCCAGGGAUGAAGCGUCAAAUGAAGACACUGAGCAUGCGCCCUCUUGUAUUUGAGAUUCGUGACUUUCUUGACGAAGACGAAUGUGAACUUAUCAUAGCACUUGCCGAGAAUAAAAAGCUCGGUGAUAAUCCUAAGAGAACAAACAAUCGAGGAAUAUACUAUGAAGAUCCACUGAACACCUUCAAACAGUGGGACUUGAAUGGUGAUGAGUACAUUGAUCCACAAGAGAUUGUAUUAAUUCCUGGUAAAAUGGAUCUGAAGUUUACUGAACACAACGCCACUCAGAUGAUGAAAACCCUGCAAAUGGACAAAGAUGACAAUGGAAAAAUCGACCUGACUGAAUUCAAAAGUAUAGAACUGGAAAGAAUAAGAGAAUACGUUGACGGACUUCUGAAUGAUUCCUCACUAAGAAGAAUACCCAACAGUAAAGUGUCUUGGUUGUGGCACGAUGAAGAUGAACUUCUUCGAUAUCAACCGGAAUUACUGGAUGGAUUUCACGAUCGGCUACAGGCAGUUACGAAAAUACCAAAGGAAAUUAUACAAGAGAGCGAACCUAUGCAAGUGAUGCAGUUUGAAGAAAACAGUUAUCAAUAUUGCCAGCAAGAUAGCGAACCAAAAUUUGAAGGAGUUCCAUGCUGCCUCUAUGGUGACAUGCAAGAGUGCAUAAUAUGCAGGUAUAUAACAGUGGCUUAUUUCCUGAAUGACGUUGAUGGUGGAGGGGAAGUUGUGUUGCCCCUUGCAAACAGCAAGUUUGAGGAUGACAUCAUGAAAAAUUGUGGUAACUGGACUGGUUUCUUCACGUAUGAGAAGACAACAGGAAGCGAAAAUCACUUCGAAGUGGAUAUCCAGUUUAAAAAGGACAGUGCUAAUAGGGUUUUGUAUGGAAAAGGAAAAGACGACAGUGGUGAAGAAUUUGAGUUGAUUGACAGUUUGUUGACAGAGGACAUCAUAAGAUUUCGCAAAAAGUAUCUGGCUCAAGAGAAGAGUGAUGCCUCCAUUAAAUACGCUGGGAGAUGGAAAGGUAAUACGCAAAUUGAAGGAAAGUGGUGGAUUCCUGGCAAGAGCAAGAUGCAUGGGCGUUUUUUCAUGCGCCACAAAACUUAUGAGAAAUGGAUGGAUGGUGAGCUUAGGAAAUGCAAUUCUCACGAGUAUUGUUCAAAAGGAAACUUGGUAAUCAAACCAGAGAGAGGCAAGGCAAUCAUGUGGUACAAUCACGUGCUCAAUGAUGACGGUACUUGGAUUGGAGGACUGGACAACAGAAUGUACUAUGGACAUUGUGACGUCACCAAAGGCGAGAAAUGGAUAGCUACUAAUUGGUUAAACAUAGACGGCGACGGAACUACGGUAUUAAGAGCCUGGAAACGAGGAACCAACCUCAUAUCCGAGACUAAGAAACAUGAAAAUCAAAAUAUAAUUCAAAGAAUGCAAAAAGAUAGAGAAACCAAUCUCCCAGAUACCAUUGAGGAAGAAUUUAAAAGCGAUAUGGAAAGCGCCCAAGAAUGGACGUUUGAAUCUCGUCCGAAGGAACGACAUGUUCUUAACGCUGUUGUGUCGCUAAUGGAAGCUCUGAAAGAGGAGGAACUGCGAGAUAUUUCUAAGAAAGUACACGAGAAACUUGAGAUGCUCUGCGUUCCUUUGGUCCUGAACCAGGGCGGUAGAAUAUCUAUAGUAGACGGAAGUAAAGCUGAAUAAUCAAUCUUUUUACUUUUUAUAAUCAAAUCCUAUGUACAUUAAUGUGACUUACUUGACUUGAGCCUUUUCACCCCGUGGGAGCAUAGGUCCUUAAAGAAGUCUCUCUAUUUCUCUCUUUCUUGUGACUGUCUCUCCAACUGUUGCCGGUUGAAGCCUGCCUCUCCCAUCUCCCCCUCCAUUGACCGUCGCCAGCUGUUCCUUAGCUUCCCUCUCUUCCGCGUCCCCUGUGGAUUCCAUCUCAAGGCCUGCUUGGUGGUGUUGGUAUUUGGUUUGCGCCGAGUGUGACCCAGCCAAAGUAAUUUUUAAAUUAAGAUGUACUUUAUUUUUAACCUGUGGAUAAAACAUGGCGUGUGAUUGCCGUGGUUUAAUUUUACCCUCGGUACAAUUUGAUAUUUUCCUUUGUUCUGGCGUAUGGUAAUACAUUAUAAUGUAUAGGAAACAUAAGAAGAUCCAUAAACUGUACCAGUAGUAAUAAUGAACCACCACAUGUACCUUUCAAUGAAAAUUAUUGACCAGCAUUUUAUUGUGGUAGAGUUAUUGUUGCUGUACAAGAUUGUUCUAACUUUUAAGUCUGUGGAUAAAACCCUAGAGUGUGACUAUUCAAAUGAAAGCUAUCGAGAAGAUAUUUCAUGUGGUAUUGUUUAUCAUGCGGUAUCAGCUGGUUCAAUUUUUUAAGUCUGUAGAUAAAACCCAAGAGUGAGAACAUGUGCUAUUUUUUUAUUGUACUGCUAAAAAUGGUACUAACUUUUUAAAAGUCUGUGGUUAAAAGGAGGUACCAGUUAAGUUAUCUUAGGCAAUAAAGUGAUAUCUUUCAUAACACUUUUAAAUAUCUGUCACCGAGUUAAUUUGUCUUACCAUUAUGGUAGGUAUGACUAUCAAAGGCUGUAAAUAUGCGGAUUUUUGAGGCUUAGUACAAGUUUUCUUAAGUACCUAAACUCAAUAAAGUUCUAAAUAUUCCCUCGUUUACAAUCACUCAUC